Messenger RNA from Osmerus eperlanus (European smelt), 3972 nucleotides. It is a transcript of the gene fbxo41, whose product is annotated as F-box protein 41. Lineage: Eukaryota; Metazoa; Chordata; Actinopteri; Osmeriformes; Osmeridae. Gene Ontology annotation, molecular function: protein binding. The record is from RefSeq and is a predicted model, not a curated record. The transcript has 14 exons. The coding region runs from base 486 to 2996 and encodes 836 amino acids.
CUCCUCUUCGCCCCGCGCGCCUUCACCGUGCACUGCAUGCAUGCCUACUGUAUUCUGCUGCAGUGGCGCGCGUGACGUCAAUGAAAUCUGGAGCGGUUCCUUGACUUGGGCGAAAAAUGGGGAGAAAAUUACGAGGGCCACAUUUAAGGACAGCACAUAAGAGGCAGCGCUGAAGGCAAGGAACCUGUGAGGACUUUGAAUGUGCCCGCGGGCCAGUGUGUGUCCCAGUCCAAUCAUGCAUGGUGUUGUGAGUGUACAGAGGUCUCCCAGCACACAAAGCCCCCCCGUCGCUCCUCUCCUCUUCGUCUAACUCCACCCCCAUCUCUCCUCCACUCAUCCCUCCGUCAGAUCAGCCAUGGGACGAUCUCUCCGCAUCCUGGCCGGUGCGCCAGAGGACCGUCUCUGCCUCCCCGCCGCUUGAGCCCCCCCCCCCCCCCCCCUCUCUCCCUGCCUCACUUCCUCCCCAGCGUCUCUGUGGGCGCGGCAUGGCCUCUCUGGACCUGCCCUACCGCUGUCCUCGCUGCGGAGAGCACAAGCGCUUCCGGAGCCUGUCGUCCCUGCGCGCCCACCUGGAGUACAACCACACCUACGAGACCCUGUACGUCCUGUCCAAGUCCAACAGCGUGUGCGACGCCGCGGCGCUCCUCCCCCUCGUGGCCGAAGGGGCCCUCCUCGCCCCCACCAACAACAACGACCCUUUCCAGCCCCUCCGACCCUCCUUCAAAGAACGACGGUUCCCGUGCCGCGAGCUACCCUGCCCUGACGACCUGGGUCUGACCCCCGCCAACUCCAACACUGCUGCACGUUACCUGCCCAAUGUAGAGUUUCCCCUGGGGGAGAUCUUCAUGAAGACGGCCAUGACCUCUGCGGAUCCCGGUCCCCACGGCAACCCUGGCAAUGCGGUGGCGGUGGCAGCAAACGUGGCGGCGAGCGCGGUGGAGGCGGCCUAUGAGGAGGGACUGGCCAGGCUAAAGGCUCGGGCCUUCGAACGUCUAGAGCUGGACGAGAGACUAGAGAAACUAUCUGAAGAGGUGGAGCAGAAGAUCGCUGCGCGCGUGGGCCGCCUGCAGGCGGAGCUGGAGAGGAAGAGCUCGGAGCUGGAGCGGGCCAAGCUGGAGAGCGAGCGGCUGGGCCAGGAGAAGCAGCAGCUGGAGGACAAGGCCUCGGAGCUCUCCAGACAGGUGGACGUCUCCGUGGAGAUGCUGGCCAACCUCAAGCAGGACCUGGUCACCAAGGAGGACGAGCUCACUCACAAACAACAGGAGGUGGCCCAGAUCGACCAGUUCCUGCAGGAGACGGCGGCGCGGGAGGCCAACGCCAAGGCGCGCCUGCAGCAGUUCAUAGAGGAGCUGCUGGACCGUGCCGACCGCGCCGAGAAGCAGCUGCAGAUCAUCAGCAGCUGCGGGACCACGCCCAACGGCAGCCUGGGACGCUGCAGCCUCCAGGGGUCAAAGGGCAACGGGCGCCAGAGAAACUCCAGUAACUCAGGAUCCACCAGAGGAAUGUACCAGGUGUCAGAGCAACGAUCAUCUCCCAGCACAGGUGGGAUGGGUCGGGUUCACUCCAUGUCCCAGGGCUCGGGCGGGUAUGACAGUGACAGUGUGGAUGUGCACCCCAUGGAGGAGUGCCCAGAGGCCCAGUACUACCACGUCCAGUGUCGGCUAGGUGAGGGCGGGGGCGCGGGGGCGUACGAGCGCCUCCCGGCGACCGGCGGGGGCUGCUCCCGGAGUUGGGGGCUCCGCAAGCAGGCCAUCCAGAACUGGCAGCGCCGGCCCUACCGCAACAGCACGGAGGGAGAGGAAGGGGACGUGUCGGACGUGGGCUCCCGAACCACCGAGUCGGAGGCGGAGCUGUGGGAGCAGGAGAGGAGGGCCGUGGCAGAGGUGCAGCAGUCUUCAGCACACCACAGAGGAGGAGGGGGAUACCGUUUGGGAGCAGGGCGGUCGGAGGGGGGCCACAACAAGCCAUGCCACCACGAGAAGCCAGGCAGGGCCAACGAGGUGAUCAGCCCCGAGGUGCUGAAGAUGCGGGCGGCGUUGUUCUGCAUCUUCACCUACCUGGACACCAAGACGCUGCUGAGGGCGGCUGAGGUGUGCCGGGACUGGAGGUUUGUGGCCCGCCAUCCCGCCGUGUGGACCCGGGUGCUGCUGGAGAACGCCCGCAUCUCUUCCAAGUUCCUUUGCACCCUGUCUCAGUGGUGCACACAGACACACUCGCUCAUCCUGCAGAACCUCAAGCCACGCCAGCGAGGCAAGAAAGAGACCAAGGAGGAGCACCUAAAGAGCACACGUGGAUGUCUGGAGGAAGGUUUGGAGUCCCUACUGAAGGCCACAGGGAGCCACCUGCUCAUCCUCAAGGUGUCACACUGUCCCAACCUGCUGACAGACCGCUCCCUGUGGCUGGCCAGCUGCUACUGCCGCGCCUUGCAGGCCGUCACCUACAGGAGUGCCACAGACCCGGUGGGUCAGGAGGUGAUCUGGGCUCUGGGAGCAGGCUGCAGGGACAUCAUCUCCCUCCAGGUGGCGCCACUGCACCCAUGCCAACAGCCGGCCCGCUUCAGCAACAGGUGCUUGCAGACCAUUGGUCGAUGCUGGCCACACCUCCGUGCCCUAGGAGUGGGCGGGGCUGGCUGUGGUGUACAGGGCCUGGCUUCAUUGGCGAGGAACUGCAUGCGUCUGCAGGUGCUGGAGUUGGACCAUGUGAGCGAGGUGAACCAGGAAGUAGCAGCAGAUGUGUGCAGGGAGGGUCUGAAGGGCCUGGAGAUGCUGGUGCUCACCUCCACCCCCGUAACCCCCAAAGCUCUGCUUCACUUCAACAGUGUGUGUCGUAACCUGAAGUCCAUCGUAGUGCAGAUUGGGAUCGAGGACUACUUCGAGGACCCCAACAGCCCCGAAGCCAGGAAGCUGUUUGACGAGAUGGUGAUCAAGCUGCAGGCCUUGAAAAAAAGACCUGGCUUCUCCAAAAUCCUCCACGUCAAAGCUGACAGCCUCUGCUAACACCCUCCACAUGCCAUGAGGGCGCAAAGGACACCGACCAUUUUGAAUCCAGUAACUCAAACAGACACAGUCAUUUCAAAAGCCUCAAUAUGACUGACACACUGGCCAUAUACCACCAUGCUGGACCAGGGGGAUACAAUUAUCCAGCCAAUGUUCAGUCAACAUGCACUCUGAGACUAAGCACAGAAGCUUAGUCUGCACAAAUAGCCACAACCUGAGCUGAAUCAGUGAAGAUCCCAGAAGAUCUCAGAAGAAAUAAACACUCUACUAGAAUAAAAGGGACAAAGUUCUGACUAGCACAGUAACUGGGGACCCUGCCUGACACCUGUCAAAUGAACAGAAACAGUAACAGUACAACUAGACAUUCUGGCAGCCAUUUUUUUCAUUUUCUCAUCACAAAGAGAGACGUAAGUUGGAGGAUGACAUCAUAAGAGUAGGUUCUGGAAGAUGAAUUCACAAGUGAGCAGAUUCUGCUGGAUGAUGUCACAAGUGAGCAGAUUCUGCUGGAUGAUGUCAUAAGAGAGCAGGCUCUAGGGGAUGACUUCAAAAGGGUGCAGACUCUAGGGGAGGACAGCAGAAGGGAGAAGGUUCCGGAGGAUGAUAAGGGAGUACGCUCUAUAGGAUGUGUUUGUCUCAAAGUGGAAGAUGUGUUUUGAUGUUUGAAGAAUUUGACCAUGCCCAGAGCCAAUAGCCAGAGACCCAGGUGUGUGUGUGUGUUUGUCUGUUUGUGUGUGUGUGUGUGGCACCUGGGGAGGUAGACAUAUUGCCCCCCAGAUUGGUCAGUAUUGAACUGUCUUUCCUGCCACCUCUGGAAAUGACUGCUUCACGGUGCCUGCUGCCACUUUGGGAAGAACAACACUGCUUUCAUCCAUCAUAAACAGAACUUUUACAACUCCAGACCUGUUAAAAAAAACGAACACAAACUGCUACUUACUACCUUUUAAGGAACCUGACAAAAAAAAUUAUCCCCCAGACC